Vigna umbellata (rice bean) is the source of this 2642-nucleotide messenger RNA. The record is from RefSeq and is a predicted model, not a curated record. Lineage: Eukaryota; Viridiplantae; Streptophyta; Magnoliopsida; Fabales; Fabaceae.
UCAUCUGUCUGUGUUCUGUGUGUUGAGUAGCAAAAGAGAAGAGAAAUGGAGAGAGAAGACCAAAGCCAAAGUGGAUAUCUUCAGUCUCCAUUGAUUCAGCACUCAUAUUCAUCAGGGCAGGGUGAUGGAUUGGUGGUAAAGGAAAAGCAGAGCAGUUGGAAGAGAACUGAAAGAAGUGAUGUUGUUGAAGAAGUGAAAAGGCAGUUAUGGCUUGCAGGGCCUUUGAUAACAGUGACCCUUUUGAAUUUUGGCCUUAAUCUUAUAUCUGUUAUGUUUGUGGGGCAUCUUGGUGAGUUGGCUCUCUCUGGUGCUUCCAUGGCCACUUCUUUUGCCUCUGUCACAGGUUUCAGUUUGUUGCAAGGAAUGGCAAGUGCAUUGGACACUUUUUGUGGCCAGUCAUAUGGAGCAAAGCAGUACCACAUGUUAGGCAUACACAUGCAGAGAGCCAUGUUCAUUCUCAUGACUGUCAGCAUCCCACUUGCAGUUAUUUGGGCAAACACAAGAUCCAUUCUGAUUUUCUUUGGUCAGGAUCCUGAAAUAGCUGCAGCAGCUGGGAACUAUGCUACUUGUAUGCUUCCAACCGUUUUUGCCUAUGGUCUUCUACAAUGCCUCAACAGAUUCUUGCAAACACAGAAUAUUGUAUAUCCAAUGAUGUGCAGCUCCGGAAUUACCACAUUACUGCAUGUACUUACAUGUUGGAUUCUGGUGUUCAAAUCAGGACUGGGAAGCAAAGGAGCUGCUGUAGCAAAUUCCAUAUCUUAUUGGUUGAAUGUUACUAUGCUCACACUCUAUAUCAAGUUUUCUCCUUCAUGUGCAAAAACUUGGAAAGGCUUUUCCAAAGAGGCAUUGCAUAACAUUCCCACAUUUUUUAGGCUUGCCAUUCCUUCAGCUGUUAUGGUUUGCUUGGAAAUGUGGUCGUUUGAAUUGAUGGUUCUCCUUUCUGGUCUUCUUCCAAAUCCAAAGUUGGAAACAUCAGUUCUUUCCAUCUGCUUGAACAGUAGUGCAACUGUUUGGAUGAUUCCCUUUGGACUCAGUGGAGCAGUAAGCAUUCGUGUCUCAAAUGAACUUGGAGCUGGUCGUCCAUGGAUUGCACGCUUAGCAGUUCAUGUUGUCUUAGCAAUAGCCAUUAUUCAGGGCAUCUUAGUGGGAACAGUGAUGAUACUUAUACGCAACAUAUGGGGCUAUGCAUAUAGCAAUGAAGUAGAAGUGGUCGAAUAUGUAGCAAUUAUGUUUCCAAUUCUGGCAGCAUCCAACUUUCUGGAUGGACUCCAAUGUGUUCUUUCAGGUUUUUCUUUCACCAUUACUUUUAUUUGUCUGAAGUAUACCUAUGACUCUCUGAUUUUCUUUGGUCAGGAUCCUGAAAUAGCUGCAGCAGCUGGGACCUAUGCUACUUGUAUGCUUCCAACCGUUUUUGCCUAUGGUCUUCUACAAUGCCUCAACAGAUUCUUGCAAACACAGAAUAUUGUAUAUCCAAUGAUGUGCAGCUCCGGAAUUACCACAUUACUGCAUGUACUUAUAUGUUGGAUUCUGGUGUUCAAAUCAGGACUGGGAAGCAAAGGAGCUGCUGUAGCAAAUUCCAUAUCUUAUUGGUUGAAUGUUACUAUGCUCACACUCUAUAUCAAGUUUUCUCCUUCAUGUGCAAAAACUUGGAAAGGCUUUUCCAAAGAGGCAUUGCAUAACAUUCCCACAUUUUUUAGGCUUGCCAUUCCUUCAGCUGUUAUGGUUUGCUUGGAAAUGUGGUCGUUUGAAUUGAUGGUUCUCCUUUCUGGUCUUCUUCCAAAUCCAAAGUUGGAAACAUCAGUUCUUUCCAUCUGCUUGAACAGUAGUGCAACUGUUUGGAUGAUUCCCUUUGGACUCAGUGGAGCAGUAAGCAUUCGUGUCUCAAAUGAACUUGGAGCUGGUCGUCCAUGGAUUGCACGCUUAGCAGUUCAUGUUGUCUUAGCAAUAGCCAUUAUUCAGGGCAUCUUAGUGGGAACAGUGAUGAUACUUAUACGCAACAUAUGGGGCUAUGCAUAUAGCAAUGAAGUAGAAGUGGUCGAAUAUGUAGCAAUUAUGUUUCCAAUUCUGGCAGCAUCCAACUUUCUGGAUGGACUCCAAUGUGUUCUUUCAGGCACUGCUAGAGGGUGUGGCUGGCAGAAAAUUGGUGCAUUUGUGAAUCUGGGGUCAUACUAUUUGGUUGGAAUUCCAUCAGCUAUUGUGUUAGCUUUUGUAUUACAUAUUGGUGGGAAGGGGCUCUGGUUGGGAAUCAUAUGUGCUCUAAUUGUUCAAGUUUGUUCUUUAAUGAUCAUUACCAUUCGUACUGAUUGGGAGCAACAGGCAAAGAAAGCAACAGAUAGAGUCUAUAAUUCAGUAACGGCAGAAAGCUUAGUCUCAUGAAGGUGCAAUAUCUUUGCAGUUGCACAUUCUUAGUUAAUUCUAGUGAGUGAAAUUAAAGCAAUAUAAGUUUUGUCAUUCUUCUUUUGGCAGGAAAACUUUAGGGACAAUUUUAUUAUGUAUUGUUGAAAGAUAAUAGAUGAUGCAGUUGGUCACUAGAAAUAAAUAAUGUGGUUUUAAUUUUGUUUUUCUAUGUACUAGUAUUGGGAUGUUUUGAUGCUAAUUAGAGAAAUCAUUUUCUAAGGUUAUUAUUUACCACUUAUAGAUUU